AUGGCACAAAGCUGCAAGCUGUUGACGGGCUUACGGAGUUUCUCAGAGCGCCUCCGCGCCAGCUGGACGUCACCGGUCUAUGGAUUCUAUGGCGCUACUCCCGAGAUCAUCUACGUCGGUUCGCGUCGCGCCCAUCUAUUCAAGUGUCUUGCGAAGGGGUGUACACGUUCGUGCCGCCGCUUCCUCGACAAGGGCGACGUGUCCUCCACUGGUAAUCUUCGGCGGCACGUGAAGAAGUGCUGGGGAGAGGCGGCGUUGAACGAGGCAGACGAGGCAGCGAAUAUCGACGAGGUCCGCGAGCACAUCGUCAAAGGCCUAAAGCGGGACGGUAAGAUAACCGCUAGCUUCGAGCGGAAGCAGGGGAAAGUUACGUACUCCCAUCGCACUCAUACUCGGGCGGAGACAAGGUACUGCUUGAUGAAGACGGGCAGGCCGGGUUACUGGAUCCCGUCACCGUCCACCGUGGCACGCGACAUCAAAGUAGUCUACAAGAAGACGCGCGAGAAGAUCGCGCGCAUGCUACAGGAAUACGAGGGCGAUUUGAGUUUCGCAACUGAUGCGUGGACAUCCUCAAACCAUCGCGCGUUCAUCGCGGUCACCGUACACUUCGUGCUGAAUGGGGAGCCAAUCAGCAUGUUGCUCGAUCUCGUGGAGGUUGCGGAGGUAAGGGCCACGGUGUGA
Molecule: messenger RNA, 681 nt
Organism: Trametes versicolor FP-101664 SS1
Lineage: Eukaryota; Fungi; Basidiomycota; Agaricomycetes; Polyporales; Polyporaceae
Exons: 2
Coding region: 1-681 (226 amino acids)
Source: RefSeq, a predicted model, not a curated record